Molecule: messenger RNA, 609 nt
Organism: Symbiodinium necroappetens
Lineage: Eukaryota; Dinophyceae; Suessiales; Symbiodiniaceae
Source: the annotation of a GenBank genome assembly
AUGCUCCGGAAGCUGCAGAAGCAUGACCCCGACCUGGCACGGAGACACGUUGUACGGCUGCUGGACACCUUCGUGCACGAGGAGAGUUUCUAUUGCAUUGUCAUGGAGCCGCUGGCCAUGAGCCUUCGAAACCUUCUCCAGGAGGGCAGCUCUGGCGGGCUCUUCAUGGCCGACAUCCGCCUUGCAGCUUUUCAGCUCACCAGCUGCCUUGCUUUCUUCCAGAGCCUGAACAUGGCACACGGCGAUCUGAAGUGCACGAACGUGAUGCUUCGAAGGUCAGAGUUUAGUCUCCAGCCGCACCCCAGAUUGGGGGAUCCAGACGAGGUUGCCGCUCGGCCGCUUUGGCCUUUCGAGGAAGGUCAUCACCCUCAGCUCUAUCCCAUGUGGGUCGUGGCCAUGGAAGACCUCUUGCAGAUGCACGGUGUCCCUCCGAGCCACCAAGAGCUCAAGGACGCAGGCUUGCUUGUGGAGUGCACGCCUUCCUUUCACUCGGUCUUCGUGUCGCACCAGUGGCUGGGGAAGCACCAUCCCGAUGAGAAGGGAAGUCAAUUUUCCGUUCUCCAGAAAGCCUUUGAGAACAUCAUCAACGGGCACAUCGAAGUAGAGUUG